CUGUUGUGAACUUCCAUAGUGCAGUUCAGUUUAGUCGCCGCUCGUCCUCCACGUUCGGAGGAUGGUAUGCGCCUCUACUCUUAUAAUGUAAAAGAAAAUGCUUUUUCUAAGGAGACUAACGUACUUUUAUUUUGAAGUGUUGUUUUUUAAGAAGACAGGCAUUCUUUUGUGAAUUCUGUGGAAAACCCAUCAAACAUAUAGUUGAAAGUGAAUCGCUAUUUUAAUAUACUGUUUUUAUAAAUGUUUUUGUUCGUGACGUAUAUCAGUAAUCGUGAAUAUUCGUAGUUUUUUUUUUUUUUUUUUUUUUUUUUGUUAUACUUAAAGUAUGGACUGUUCUUAACGCGUACGUUCGAUUCGUAAACACGUCAUUAACAUUUUUCGUGAAUUAAUCAUCGCAACGGAAUUUUAAAACAUUCACCAUUAUUUCAACAAAGUUAGGAAUCACACGUCAGAACUUCCUUAAUUAACAUUUCGUUAUAAAUCGAGCUGUAGCGGCUAUAAUGCAGUUCAUCGCGUUAAUAAACUGGACUAAUUUAAUCGAAGAUGGAAUGGUUUAUUAAUGAGCUGUUAAUUUUCUACGAAAUUCUUUGCGAGAAUAAAGUAAUAACAUAGUGAACGAGGGGGAGGGGGCAAUACAGAAACAGAAACAAAAACAGUGGUUACGAAGGUUGUUUGCAGUGUCGCUACGAACAGAAUGAUAAAAGUUUGGACCGUCUGAAGAUCGAAAAAGGUGAUUAUGGUGAUAUGAACAACGAUCGCGGCUUGGAAAGAUUAUUGCGCAAACCAAACAAGAAGUCAGACGAAGCUUGGUGCGUGGGAACAGGGAAACGUGGAGAAGCAAACGGAGAUCAUUGUCCGAAAACGACUAACAACGUUCAAAAUGUUUUCCACAAACCGACGAAAAAAUAUUGCCCGGAAAACAACGAGGAAGGAGGCAUUCUUCGAUCGGAACAUUCUCAGAGAACGGUCGAGAAUUCCCAGGAGGAUUCACGUUGGAGAACAAUCAAACAUUCUCCGGUUAACACCGUUUCAGGAACGAGCGAAAGUUUUUCGGGGAUCGUCGCUGCUACUGGAUCAGAAGCUUCUUCCUGGAAGGCGAACGAGGAGCUUUUUGAAUACAAUCUAGCUUGCGUAUUGAAGAAAACUUUGUCGAAAACUUGUCGAUUUAACCGUUUAGUGGAAGUUUGCAAUAAAACGUCGGGGACAAUGAAUGAAAAUUCAUUACAAGUUCCCAAGGAACAGCCCCGCGAGGUCGACGAAGAAAAUUGCCCAGGGAGCAGCGAGUUAGACGUUUCCUGGAGGUCGAGUACCGAUGAAAGUGAAAAUCCAUCCACUUCCUGGAGAUUAGGAACGAGUUCCCCGCGAACACCAACGUUUACGAGUUUGGCUUUGGACGUUUCCUACGCUGGCCUAGACUCUUCCAGUCAUUUGAAUGUUGAAUCCUCAAGAAAGGCCCAGGCACAAGAUUCGUCGUAUUUUUGGGACGAUUUCAGUGUCACGGAGUGUCUGGACAAAAAACUGACAUCGAACGAUGAAAGUACGCCGGAGGAGAGGGUGAAAACUCUGAAGGAAGUUCUAGCCGAAACGAAUAUUCACGAGGGGGAUGGAGUCGUUUCAGAUUUUCUAUUUCACGUCGCCAAGACGAAACACGGCAAGAUUUAUAUCAGGGUUAUUAGAACGAUGCUUCGUAAUCGAGUUCUCUGUAGCAACCGGGUGAGCCAAAUGACCAAGACUUAUAAUGAUAUAGAAGCAGUUACAAGGCUUCUGGAGGAGAAGGAAAAAGAUUUGGAACUGACCGCACGUAUCGGCAAGGAACUGUUAUCGCACAAUCAAAAACUUGAAGCCACAGUUACCAGUUUAGAGUCCGAUCUAAAGGAAGCUAAUGAAACAAUCACCCAACUGACACACGAACUCGCGAAGAAAACGGAAUUAAUUCAAAUCCUCACCAAUGAUACUGAAGAAACAAGCUCUGAAACCAGUACGCCCACCGGACUUCGUGGCAUCAGCCUUGAAAUGAUGCAGACAAAAAUUAGUACCCUUGAAGUCGAAAAUAAACAUUUGAGGGUUGAAUUUUCGAAAUUGAUACACGAUGCUGAUAAUUCGGAAGAGCAAGAGGCUAAACUUGUCAAAGAUAUCGCUGCUCAACUUGCAAGUGCAAAUAUGGAGGUGGACGGGAUUGCAGACGAACUUGAUAGGCAAAAAGAAGAAAAUCGACUGCAACAUGAACAGAUCAUCAGUUUGACAGCAAAAUUAGCUGAAACGGAGUUGAGAUUGGCACGGUUGAUGGCCGAACACGAUGAAGUUGGAGCUACUUUGCAUAUCACUCGAGAUAAUCAAAAUACUCUUGCAAGUGAACUAGCCGAAUUUAAGGAUAGAUACGCAGAGGUGGUGAAUUUAUUAGCGGAUACUCAAGAACAAUUACGAAAACAAAGAAAAAAAGGAAUGCCAACAGUCAGAGGAGGAUCUCUGUUUCCCUCGAUGGGUGUUGUCCCUCAACCAGAUUCUAUUGCUUCAGAACUUGAAUCUUCUCUCUAUUCUGAACUCAGUUUAGAUUCUGGUAUUAGCGCUGAUAGAAUACCUACUUACAAGAAAGUUUUCGAAACGGUUCGAAGCGCUUCAAGAAAUUCUUAUGGGAUGAUUGAUAGUAACCAGUUCCCAAGAAUAGGUUCGAUGACUACAUCAACUUUAUCGAGUGGCUCUAACGGACCGCGUAUGAGCUGCGGACAAUUUCGACCCGUGACAUCAACGUUUCCUAGUCUGGAUUCUGGUGGACACAGCGAUUCGGAAGGUUCUCUUAUCACAGAUUCUGAGGAUUAUCCGGGUCCACAACAGACGGGAGUACCAGGUGCUCCCGGAGCAGCGGACCUCGAAGCGGCUCUUCGCAGACUAACACCAGCAGAAGUCCUUGCAAGGCGUGCUUGUCUUAGCACUGGUACAGGAUACAGUUACGAUUACGAUGCUGGACCUCAUUCACCUUCGACUUUUGUGCCUCUCGGUUGUAGAACUCCAGAUAGUAUCAUGUCUACUGGAAGUUCUGGAAAUUUAAGUGGUUAUGGCGGAAAUGCUUGGAGACUUCCUGAGAAAUUGCAAAUUGUGAAGCCUAUUGAAGGCUCGCAAACUUUACAUCAUUGGACGCAACUAGCAACACCGACAUUAGGUGGUCUUUUGGAGGAACGGCCAGGAGUAAAAACACGAGGAGGCCGUGGGCUGGAAGAUUUAGGCCUAGUCACUUUUACUUUAAGCGAUCUCGAAGAAGACGAAGAAUAUACCAAUCCUGGAAAACUCUUUCAAGACACGGGCUCCAUAUAUACUUUCACCAAUAGUACUGUUCUGCAUCCUGAUGAUCACACAAAUGUAACUUCAAGUCUUGUGGGCAGUAGAGUUGCAACUGCACCUAGCAGUGCUUUAAAUUCAGGAAUGAGUACUCCAAGAACUUUGAGCAGGAGAAAUUCGACUUCAACAUUUUCGACAACGCUUGGGCUUGCGAAGAUGCUAAAUGAAAGAGGUAUAAAAGCCGUCACGCCUUCCUGCGUUGGAACUCCAAGUGGAGAGAGGAAUUAUACACCUACUGCCACCCCUUGCAAUAGUCCAGAUGCUAGUCCUCCAGAAAGUCGAUCUAGUUCACCAACUUCGGAGAGUGGACUUUCUAUGGGAUUAUUGUCUACUGGGGCAGAAUUGUUGAAGAGAACGUUUGGCGGAGAUACAGAAGUGAAGAGGAAGCGAACUGUACUCUCCAGAUCCGACAAGAAAGCUCUUACUAGUAUCCGUUUAGUUGAAAAGCUUGAACGAAUUGGCAUCGAUACUAUAAUGGCUACAACAACCGGUUCAUCGAUUUCUCCGCUAACACUUCAAGGUUCUUUGUAUACCAGGCGUGCUAUCGAAAGUCCCAUGGCUCAGUUAACUUUCCUAAAAGGCUCCAUGUCGUCGAGUGGAAGUCAGGAUAAACUUUCACCUUCUUCCACUACAAGCGAUUCCUCGUCAACAAAACGGAAAUUCGAUGAAAAGAAGCAAGAUGAAUCCAUGCUAACCAGGGAGUCAAAUAGACACAGAAGAACUGGUGCUAGAGCUACAAGACCUGACCUGGGACAGGUUACACCUGCGAUACCUGUCACGGUUACAAAAGAAUCACCUGCACAGUCUGCUUUAGGAACUAUUAGUUCGCUUUUGUUUGGACGAAAGGGUGGAUUACUCUGAGAUCACUGUUUGUUGCGCACUAAGUAAAUUACUAUGGCGAUCAGGAUUGAUGGGAUUCUAAGAGGUGGUAACGAAAGAUUGUCGGAGUGAUGAGAAAGUGGUAUAUAUAACUAUCUCUGUUAGACUAUUUUACAAUUCUUCAGGAUAAAGUGCAAAUUAUUAUUUUUUAAUUGUACAUUUUUGCUGUACCAAAAAUGAUCAAAAAUUGACAUUAUUAGCAAACCAAGAAAAGUACAACGAACCGUCGUAUUAUACAAAAUGCAUAAGAUGCAAAGUAUGGAAUUGCUAUUACACUUUACUGUGUAUUUACUUAUAUCACAAUAUUUUUGAAAUCUGUUUUUAACAUUUUUUAAAAAGUGAAUGUGUUCUUAUUUUACAGACCGUUUAUACUUCCUAUUCGAAAAUAUCAGUACAUAAACUAGCACACAUACUAGUGGUUGAACAUUCCUAUGAUAUUACUCAUUUUUUUAAGCCUUUAUUAUUAAAUCAUUUUACUAUAUGCUGAAUUGCUAGAGAAUGUUUUAAGUAUUAUUUUUAAUUAAAUAUGGAGUUAUAAUUAAAUAUAUAUUACAUAUCUGCAUUUGCUUUAAAAACAUUAUAGAUAUUUUUUUGCGGCAUGAAAGUAGUUCAAUAUUAAGUGAAAUAACAAUAUUUCCAGUAUUAUGUUUAAAUACACAAAUAUAAGUGUACAAUUUUUUAAACUAACAAUUUCUCAACGCUUCGACGAUCUGCAAUUGUAAAAAGACUAAAACCCCCUUCGUUAAUUUCAUUUUUGAAAUGCAGCUAUUUUACAUUAAGUAGUUCAUUUUUAAAAUGAUUUAUUGCAAAUAAUUAAUUUAUAUUUGAAAAUAAAGAAAUGGAAACAUUUAGUAGAAUUGCAUAGAGAAAAGCAGAUAAAACACUUGUUAAUCAUCGUUUUUAGCACUCAUCGAUCAUUGAUGAUCAAUCCAGGAACACAAGAAUAAAUAAUUUGAAGUUGUUUGUUUAUAUAUAUAUGUACACACACAAAGUGGGAGUUAGAAAAAUGUAUUAUGUAAAUUAAUUUACAUUGUAUAGAGAAUAUUAUAAUAGUAAUUGAUACUUACAAUCACGUAGAAUGCUGCAGUCAUGUAAUUAUGAAAUGCUACAAUUUAUUCAGCGCAAUUUUUAUGGAUACUAGUGACAUAUUUUGUUAUCACAGAAUGCAAGUGACCUCUUUUACGCGAAAAUGUUUAAUGUUAUUGUUAUUAUACAUUAUUUUACGUUAGAGGUCAUUGUUAAGAAAGUCCAAGGAUUAAUCAUUUAGCAUGGAAUAAUUUGGUCAAUAUUACAUUAAUAUACCACAAAUAAUGAAGGAUAAAGUAUCCACAAAUAAUGAAAAAAGCUUACCAAAAAAGAAUGCAACAUUAAUAAUGCACGAAAAAGCAAAUAAAUGGGAUCGGACCAUACAGUCAACCAUAAUUAGUAUAAAUUAAUUUAUAAUCAAAGUAAUACAAAUUGAUCAAGAGAAAAUAUGUUCGUCAAAUAUUAAAAUUAUUGAAAAAGGUCGCAUCGAAUGUUGUAAGUCGAAGCACAAUUUUUAGAGGUAGAACAUGUAAGGUGCUUUAAGUUAAACAAUUCUGUUUUAUUUACAUUAGGAGAUCGCAAAUUAUUUAGUUACUAUGCUUUAGAUGAAUUAUUUAAUUGAGUGACUACUGUCGAUCUCUUACAAGAGACCCUACAGUUAGUACAAGUAAUUAAUUAAUUAUACUGUCCAACAAAUUUAAACUUUUUUUAAAUUCCGCGAUAUCCACUAGGUGAUUCUUAUAGGGUUCCUCGUCCUAAAUACGAAUUUGAAAGUGAAAUUGCUCCAUCACCCUUUUUUGAAAAAUUCGCGAUUUUGUAAAUACGGUCGAUUUUGAAAGAAAACGAAGUACUACUUGAGAAGUACGAACGCUAAAAAGUUCUAUUUAGUCUUCAUAGAUAGAGGAGUGUUUUCU
Hylaeus anthracinus is the source of this 6152-nucleotide messenger RNA. It is a transcript of the gene milt, whose product is annotated as trafficking kinesin-binding protein milt. The transcript is spliced from 11 exons. The record is from RefSeq and is a predicted model, not a curated record. NCBI's taxonomy places the organism in Eukaryota, Metazoa, Arthropoda, Insecta, Hymenoptera, Colletidae. Bases 745 to 4194 code for a protein of 1149 amino acids.